Molecule: messenger RNA, 920 nt
Organism: Cuscuta campestris
Lineage: Eukaryota; Viridiplantae; Streptophyta; Magnoliopsida; Solanales; Convolvulaceae
Source: the annotation of a GenBank genome assembly
GUUAAAGUUUAUUAAAGUGUAUCAAAUGUUCUUCAUGAAUACUUUGUGCAUGGGAGUUAGAAUGAAAGAAAGAUUCGCUCUUUUAUAAACUUUUUCAUCUUUUGGAAUCAUUAUUUGAGCGCUUGAGGUGAGUGGGGGUUCAAAGUAACCAAAAGGCCUUUGAAUCUUUGACUCCGGGCCUUAUAGAGAGUUGACGAUCCUCUAUAUGUGGUCAAGGAUAUGAAUCAACUCGAGCCUUUGAAUUCUUUUCUAUUCUUAAGUGCAUUUUCCAGGUAGUGACUCCCUCCCAAAUCACAUUAUUACCCUUUAGCCUCUUCUAUGCAGUGGACUUGAUUGGACUCUCAGCAGCAGCAGCAGCAUAGGGAAUGGAGGGGGGCAUGUUCUCAGGUGGCGGCCGUGGCGGGGAUGGGACAGACGGGAAGAUUCUGCAGACAUUCCAGAAGAGCUUUGUGCAGGUGCAGAGCAUAUUGGACCAGAACAGGUUGUUGAUAAAUGAGAUAAACCAGAACCAUGAGUCCAAAAUCCCAGAUAAUUUGAGCAGGAAUGUGAGUCUGAUCAGAGAGCUGAACAACAACAUCAAAAGGGUGGUUUCUCUCUAUGCUGAUCUCUCCUCCUCUUUCAUUCAUGCCUCUGCUGCUGCUUCCUCUGAAGGUGAAUCCAGCAACCACAAGAGAAUUAGGCCAGGCUAGCAAGACAAAGGAGAAAAAAAAAAUGCUCAUUCUUUAUUUGCAGGUAGAACAUGAUCUUUAGAAGAAAAAGGAAAAAAAAACAUGUUUUUUUUCUUUGCCUGUGGUGUAAUAAUGCUUCUGGAAUUGGAAAAAAAAACCCAGUUGUUGAGGCAAACUGAAAUGAUAUGUAACAUUCUUGUAGGUCUAAUUGAAAGAUGAAUCCUUUUUUUAAUCUUUGGAUUUCCUGGCCUU